AUGGGAGAACAGGGGCCAACGCCGGCCAGUGCGGAGGCAGGCUUUAUCUUUUCCAUGUCUCAGCCCGAGAACCCAUUCCUCGCAGACGCUUAUUUCCAACGUGUCCUCGCCACGUAUCUGCCCAAAGAUCUACUCAUCGAGCCAUUUGUGGAAAAACACAACAUCUGGGGUGCUCGCCAUGAUGUUGACAGGCUUGUUACCAGCGAAGGCUGGAGAGCCCUGCGCAAAUGGGGUGCAGAGGAAGGCGCUGUCGCCAUUGGCUAUGAAUCUCAGUACGGCAAAUACAACAGAAUCGUUCAACAUGCAAAAAACUACCUUUUUUCGCCAGUUUCUGGUCUCACCGGAUGCCCGCUUUCGAUGACUGACGGCACAGCGCGUCUGCUUCGCUCACAACUUCCUGGACUGCCGGCGUCUCAUCCUUUUCAUGAAACCUACUCCCGAUUGACCGCCCGUACCGGCAGCUGGACAUCUGGUCAGUGGAUGACCGAGCGUCCCGGCGGCAGUGACGUCCAAAAUACCGAGACGUGGGCAAGAUAUGCUCCCUUGUCAGCCAAGACUGGCGAACAUGGCCGAUUGGAUGAGGGUGACUACCUCGUCUCCGGCUUCAAAUUCUUCUCCUCUGCCACCGACGCCAACGUUACGAUGCUGCUAGCCAAGACGGAGAGCGGUAAGCUCAGCGCUUUUCUCGCGCCGCUGACCAAGACGGCUGUUGCAGAGGAUGGCAGCACUAAAGUGGUGACCAACGGUGUGCGCAUCCAUCGCCUCAAGAACAAGUUUGGCACCAAGCAGCUGCCUACGGCGGAGCUAGAGAUCAAGGAGAUGCGCGCGCAUAUUGUCGGCCCCGUGGACCGCGGCGUCGCAACCAUUUCGCACCUCCUCAACGUCACACGCGCGUGGGCAUUUAUGUCUUCGGUGGCGGCAAUGCGACGGGGGCUCACCAUUUCCAAGCAGUUUGCCAUUAAUAGAACCGUAUUCGGCUACCCUCUCUGGGCUUUGCCGCUGCACCUGCGCACGCUGGCCGACAUUGAAGUCCGUGUUCGCGGUUUUACGCAACUGAGCUUUUUCACCGUCUCUCUGAUGAGCUUUACGGAGCAUGGUUUCCCUGACUCCGGUACUUUGCCAAUGCCUUUGCCAGAAUCCGGCGAGGAAGCCAUGGUGGUUUUGAGAGCUUUGACGGCCGCUGCAAAAGCCGUGACCAGCAAGAAUGCCGUCAUUACUAUGCAGGAAUGUAUGGAAGCUCUUGGUGGCGUCGGCUACAUGGACGACCCGGAUGAGCCAGAGAAUCUCGCACGUGCGCUGCGUGAUAUUUCUGUCAACGCCAUCUGGGAGGGAACAACCAACGUCCUCAGCAGCGAGUUCGUCCGUCACGUCCUUAACCGCAACCAUCUAGAACAUCUCGAUGCAUGGCUGUCCAAAGCCAUCGCAGGCAUUGAAAACAAGGAUUACCGCGGCGUUCUGCAGGUCGCAUGGCAAAAUUUGCACGGUCGCCUGCAUCAAAACAAGCACUACAUUUUUGAUGUUCUAUCUGUUGGCCGCAACGUCAUGUUUAGCUUCUCUUGGAUUGUGGUGGGCGUGCUGCUCGCGUGGGAUGAGCAGCGUGAUAAUGAUGAACUGGCGGAAGAAGUGGCUCGUCGUUCCAUUCUGAAUGGCGAAGGCGGCUUCCGGGAGUGGUUACUCCCGGACGUCGGCGCCCCCACGGCCAAAGCUCGCUUUGAUGAGAGCAAAGAGCGCGCCAAAUGGGAUUCUCGUCUGGUAUGGGGCAAAGAGCUGCCUGACUUUGCACCAUUCGGCCAGAGAAUCCCUCUAGGGUCUAAGAUGUGA
This is a messenger RNA of Akanthomyces muscarius, 1821 nucleotides long. RefSeq lists its product as uncharacterized. Lineage: Eukaryota; Fungi; Ascomycota; Sordariomycetes; Hypocreales; Cordycipitaceae. The record is from RefSeq and is a predicted model, not a curated record. The transcript is spliced from 5 exons. The coding region runs from base 1 to 1821 and encodes 606 amino acids. Gene Ontology annotation, molecular function: oxidoreductase activity, acting on the CH-CH group of donors.